AUGAGCGAGAAAGUUGACGGUAAAGAGUCGCCCAAGAGUCCUUCUCUGCAGGAAUCUUUCCAGCACAACACCCCCGGGGACCUUUACCAUGGCGAACACAAGCUGAAGCGCCAGCUAAAGAAUCGCCAUAUUGCCAUGAUAUCGAUUGGCGGCGUAAUCGGCACUGGGCUUUUCCUUGGCAGCGCCAAUGCGUUGCGACACGGAGGUCCCGUUGGCUUGGUACAUUCUCCACGCUUACUUGGAUAUCUGGCUGUUGGCAGCAUCACCUAUUCUGUCAUGAUCUCUCUCGGGGAAAUGGUGGCCUACCUUCCCAUCCCGGGGGGUCAUAUCAAGCUUGCAGAGCGUUUCGUUGACCCGGCCUUGUCAUUUACUAUGGGAUGGAAUUACUGGUACAACUGGAUUAUUGUCUUGCCUGCAGAACUCAGCGCUGCCUCUGUUUUGAUCGGCUACUGGUCAGAUAUCAAUAGCGCGGCCUGGAUUACUAUUAUAAUGGUCGUUGUGAUUAUCAUUAACCUGUUUGGCGCCGCUGCAUACGGCGAAGCCGAGUUCAUAUUCGCCUCUAUUAAAGUCAUCACUAUAACGGGCUUGAUCAUCCUCGGAAUCGUGCUUGACCUCGGUGGAGGGCCGGACCACGAUCGCUUGGGUUUCCGAUUCUGGAAACAUCCAGGACCCUUUGUCCAAUAUGAUGGCAUUGCUGGUGCUAAGGGUCGAUUCCUCGGAUGGUGGGCUGUAAUGACGCAGGCCGCUUUCUCGUAUAUUGGUACCGAGAUUGUCGCGAUUGCUGCCGGUGAAGCCAAGAACCCCCGUCGCAAUCUUCCCAAAGCCAUCCGUCGGGUCUAUAUCCGUAUCCUCCUGUUCUACAUUGGCGGAGUCAUCAUCAUUGGCCUUCUGGUACCCUCCAAUGAUCCGGGCCUCAACCUGUCGUCUGGAACUGCAGCCAGCUCUCCUUUCGUCAUCGCUAUCAAACGUUCUGGUAUCAAGGCGCUUCCAUCGAUCAUCAACGCUUGCUUGUUGACUUCGGCCUGGAGUGCUGGAAGCAGUGAUCUUUACACCAGUUCUCGGGCUCUCUACGGUCUGGCUGCGUCUGGGAAUGCCCCCAAGAUUUUCUUGAAGACACUCCCUAAUGGGCUUCCCAUUGUCUCCAUCAUCUUCUGCUCCCUCUUCUCAACUCUGGCUUACAUGGGUGUCACGAGUGGUUCUGGUAAAGUUUUUGGAUGGUUCGCCAACAUGACGUCUAUCGCCGGAUUGAUGACAUGGUUUGGGAUCUCCCUAACCUACAUUCGGUUCUACAAGGGAAUGAAAGCGCAGGGAAUGGACCGAAGCAACUUGCCAUAUGCCAGUCGCUUGAAUCCUUAUGCGGCUUAUUAUGCCGCCGCAUUCUGCUUGAUCAUUGCAUUUUUCUCGGGAUGGGCCACUUUCCUCAAGGGCCAUUGGAGCCAGGCUGACUUUUGGACGAAUUAUAUUCCUCUAAUCAUAUUCCCUGUCCUUUACGGGAGCGCCAAAUUAUUCUACUGGAAGCGGGGCCAACCGCUCCCUUGGAAAGCUCCCCAGGAGAUGGACUUCGUAUCAGACCUUGCUGAAAUCGAGGCUGAUUGUUAUGACGAACCCCCGCCGAAAAACGCUGUUGAACGCUUCUGGGCGUGGCUGAUGUAA
This is a messenger RNA of Mycena indigotica, 1653 nucleotides long. Its product is annotated as Amino acid permease. Lineage: Eukaryota; Fungi; Basidiomycota; Agaricomycetes; Agaricales; Mycenaceae. Gene Ontology annotation, cellular component: membrane. The record is from RefSeq and is a predicted model, not a curated record. Gene Ontology annotation, biological process: amino acid transmembrane transport. The transcript has 33 exons. Bases 1 to 1653 code for a protein of 550 amino acids. Gene Ontology annotation, molecular function: amino acid transmembrane transporter activity.